Messenger RNA from Trichophyton verrucosum HKI 0517, 939 nucleotides. RefSeq lists its product as uncharacterized. The transcript is spliced from 2 exons. Lineage: Eukaryota; Fungi; Ascomycota; Eurotiomycetes; Onygenales; Arthrodermataceae. The annotation marks the transcript as partial. The record is from RefSeq and is a predicted model, not a curated record.
AUGGAGGAGAAGGGUGGUGGGCGAGGAUGGAUGUCUGGUGGAUUGUUUGCUGCGGCUUUGCAGAAGAACUUCUCGAUGUUCUUGAUGGCGGAGACGAGACGCCUGUUUGCUGUCGAGCUGCCGGGUCGUCGUCGUCUUGCUUGUCUACCGGGUUUCCGAUCCAGCAACAAGAAGAAGAAGAAGAAAAGAAGAAGAAGAAGGAAGAAGAGGAGGGCGACGCGGAUGUUUGAAGACGAAGGGAGACCCCUGGAGGAGAAAAAGAAGAGACCGGCUAAAGCGGCGAGAGAAAGUGGCCUCUUUGGGCCAGUCGUCCUGCUGGUUUGCUCGUGUCGCCGCUUUUGUGAUGCUGAGUCAUCUGGCUCUUUUCCCCCCUGGCUCAGCCACAAGCCCAGCGUCGGGAGCAGCAGGAAGGACGGCGAGGAAAAAGCAAGCAUCGAAAGGCUGAAGAAAAGAACAGGGAAAUCACAGUCAAUCAUAAUAUUCUAUGAAGAAGAAAAGUGGAUUGGUGGAUGGGUGGGAAGGCUAGUACGGAGAAGCGGAGCCGGUGACCAGGCCAGGGACCUGACCUUCCCUGAGAGACGACUUCGCGACGACGACGCUCCUGAGCCCGGCGAUCGCCCACGGUUACAGCAGGCCGCCAUAUUCCUCAGAGCAGAGCAGCAGGCAGAGAUGCCAGCCAGUUUUCGCUGUAACGAACUAACUAGUUAUACGAACGGAAAGUUCUGCGUUGCGUCGCCGGAUCUUCGUUUGAUAGACGCUGGUUCGAUGCAAAGCGGAGGCCGACUUGCUCGCCUGAGACUUCCUUUGUGCGCUCGAGUUACAAGCGUGCAUAGCCCAGACACAAGGAGGAUAAUGCAUUGGCGGCUUGUUGACCCGAUCAACUCUGUCCACUCUCCACUUCUCGUGUUUCUUCCCCGCUACGGGAACCUGACAAGUUCG